Molecule: messenger RNA, 567 nt
Organism: Mauremys mutica (yellowpond turtle)
Lineage: Eukaryota; Metazoa; Chordata; Testudines; Geoemydidae
Product: tripartite motif-containing protein 30A-like
Exons: 2
Coding region: 85-567 (160 amino acids)
Source: RefSeq, a predicted model, not a curated record
CCCUGCUCUAGCACGUCAGCCCCGGUGUUCCCAUGUGCUGGCUCCUGCCCCAGUGAAUCUCCCCAGGUCUGCGGGGUCAGAGGGAUGGAGCAGCUCCGGGAGGACGUCACCUGCUCCAUCUGCCUGGACGUCUUGAACGACCCCGUCUCCAUCGAGUGCGGCCACAACUUCUGCCGGGGCUGCCUCGCAGCUCACUGGAGCGGGGUCUCAGCCCAGGGACGCCGCUGCCCCGAGUGCCGGGCUCCUUGCUCCAGGGGCAGGAUGAUCCCAGACACACGCGUCAAAAGCCUGGUGGAGAAAUUCACUGAGCCUCUGCAGGAGGAGCCGGAGCCGGUGAGACCAGACGGGCCAGAUAAGGGGAAAAGGAGCUUUCUCCUGUCGGGGAUGCUGGGCCCAAUCCAGCCCCAGGGCAGGGACUGCCUGGCUCAGGGGGGCAGGGAAUGGGACACUCAGACUUGUAGGCCAGAAGUGGCGGGCAAACUUUUUGGCCUGAGGGCCGCAUCAGGUUUUGUAAAUUGUAUGGAGGGCCAGUUAGGGGAGGAGGUCGUGGCGGAGCGCUGCCUCUGA